UAUAAUUUUUUCUCACUUCAAAAAGCAAAACGCAGUGCUCGACAAUGGUGGCGACGCUUCUAAAAUCCUAAAACCCUAACCCUAACAAAAAAAUCCCCAAUCUUCGCAAGACUCGAUGAACGUGGAUCACGAUCAGCCUCCCUCGGCGACGAAGGCCCAGGCGCUGCAGACCCUAACGGCGGGUCCUCUAUCGUCGUCGGUGGCGAAGCUCGCUGCGUCCUCGCGGUGCAUCCCUUCCGACAAGGACUUCCACUUCUACCGCAACUUCGAGGAGUUCAAGGUCCCCGUCGAGGAAAUCGCUCGGGAGUCGCGGUCGAUGCUCGAGGCCAUCGGCGCUGCGGCAGCGCAUGCGGCGUUCCCUGACAACGACGUCGACGACGACGCCGCAUACGACUGGCUGGUAAACGCGAAUGACGACGUUUUGGAGCGGUUCGACGCGUCGGUGGACGAGUUCCGGAAGGUUCGGCAGGAGGAAGAGGAGACUGGGCGUCCGGCGAUGCAUCCGAUGGAGGAAGAUGGGUUUCAAUUGGUGACGGGGAAGAAGAAGAAAGGGGGGAAAGGGAAUGUGACUCCGGCAGCGACGGGUUCUGAGGUGGCGGCAGUGGCGCCACCGGGAGUUACGGUGGCAACUAAGGAUAAGAAGACGAUGGGGCCGAAGUCGAAGGUUCCGUUUCAUAUACCAACGAUUAGGAGGCCGCAGGAUGAGUAUAAUAUAGUGGUUAAUAAUGCAAACAUGCCGUUUGAGCAUGUUUGGUUGCAGAGGAGUGAUGAUGGGUUGAGCUUCAUUCAUCCACUGGAAAAGCUAUCUGUUUUGAAUUUUGUUGAUACAAAUCUUGGGGAUGUUGUGCCUGUGAAGCCUCCCUCGAUAGAAAGCACCCCUUUUAAGCUCGUUGAGGAAGUCAAAGAUUUAAAGGAGUUGGCGGCUAAGCUGCGUUCUGUUAAUGAGUUUGCUGUUGAUUUGGAACAUAAUCAAUAUCGGUCUUUCCAAGGUUUGACUUGCCUGAUGCAAAUUUCAACAAGGACUGAAGAUUUUAUUGUUGACACAUUGAAACUUCGCAUUCAUAUUGGACCCUAUCUAAGGGAAAUCUUCAAGGACCCUGCCAAGAGGAAGGUCAUGCAUGGUGCGGAUCGAGAUAUUGCAUGGCUUCAACGAGACUUUGGAAUUUACAUUUGUAAUUUGUUUGACACUCACCAGGCUUCAAAGUUGUUAAACUUGGAGAGAAAUAGUUUGGAGCAUAUUCUACAUCAUUUUUGUGAAGUUACUGCAAACAAAGAAUACCAGAAUGCAGACUGGAGACUACGUCCACUUCCUGAUGAGAUGAUAAGAUAUGCCAGAGAAGAUACACACUAUCUGUUGUAUAUAUACGACUUAAUGAGGAUUAAGUUAUUUGCCUUGUCUAAGGAGUCUGAAAGUUCUGAGUCUUCAGACACUCCUCUGGUGGAGGUCUACAAACGCAGUUAUGAUGUCUGCAUUCAGCUAUAUGAGAAAGAACUUUUGACAGAGAACUCCUAUCUUCAUAUAUAUGGGUUGCAAGGGGCCGGUUUCAAUGCUCAGCAGCUUGCCAUUGUUUCUGGGCUGUGUGAAUGGAGGGACAUUGUUGCCCGUGCAGAGGAUGAAAGUACAGGAUAUGUAUUGCCAAAUAAAUCUGUUCUUGAAAUCGCUAAGCAGAUGCCUCUUACUACAAGCAAGCUACGGCGAUUGGUGAAGUCAAAACACCCUUAUGUUGAACACAAUCUUGAUACUGUUGUCAGCAUCAUUAGGCAUUCAAUCCAGAAUGCUGCUUCAUUUGAGGAAGCUGCUCAACAGUUGAAAGAAGCACAAGCUGUCACUGCAUCAGAUGUAGUACCUGUUACAGAUGGAACUGAAGAUCCCCCAUCUCAUACACGGCAUUCUAAGGAAUCUUCUCAGCAUCAAGCUACAAGUGUACCAAUAAAAAUUAAGUCCAAUAGUCUUAUUUUUGAGCCACCAAAGGAUAGUCUCACAAUUGCAGAGCAGAAUAGGGAUGCAAAUGUUGGUGCACUUUCUACAGCAAAGGGGAAUGGAGCAGCUGUUCAGGUGCUUAAAAAGCCUACUGGUGCUUUUGGGGCACUCCUGGGGAGUUCUGCUUCAAAGAGGAAGCUUGGUCCUGGUAAGGGCAAGGAAGAGAUCAAGCUAGAGCAGAUUAGAUCUUCUGUCAGUCUUCCUUUCCAUUCAUUUUUGGGUAGCAGUGAAAAGUCAGAACCUACAGAAGAAAUUCCUAGUGUAGCAUCUGAAAUGUCAGAACCGCAGAAACCUGUUUCUGAUGUAGUUUCUGCCUCUCCAGUAGAUGAGAUUAUAAUGCUAGAAUCAGAUACGGGUGCAAAGGAUAUGGAGCAGAAUAACCUAGAAAACUCCAAUGAACACAGGGAGAAAGAUUCUGUUGUGUCCACUUCGGGAAAAGAGGAUGAAGAUGAGCCAGUAUCACUGUCAGAAUUGUCAUCGAAUUUAAAAAAAUGCUUUCAUUCAAAUGAUCAAAAUAAUAAAAUCAGACAGCCCAAGAAAACUGAACAGCCCAGUGGCUUAGUGCAGCUGAAGCCAUUUGAUUAUGAAGCUGCAAGGAAACAUGUUAAGUUUGGAGAACAUAAAAAGCAUGCAUCUUCCAAGGGUUCCGAUGGUCAUAUGGAGGUAGUAGAGGACUCCGGUAGCAAGAAGCAGCGUUCGACAACAGGACAGGGACAAGCUAGUGAUUUGAGUAAACAAUUGCCACAAGGUAGAAGACGUCAGGCGUUUCCUGCUUCUGGGAAUCGUAGUUCAACAUUCCGCUGAGACAAUGAAAAUAGAUUUUAUGUACAAAUUGACAAAGCCAUAUUUUCAAUUUAGCAGUGUUAAAUCCAACAUGAUCAAGAUAUAUAAUUUUGUGAUUUAGCAUAGGUUGUGUCAUAAAAGCUCACAUAUUUUGAUUAUAAUUUUUGUUCAUUACUUGAGCAGCAACAGUUUUUUUGCGCCGAUCAGCUAUUGAAGGUGAAAAUAUUUGAGGGAUCAGAAAAAUAUGUUAGACAUUGAAUUGUAUUGUAUUGGUUUGAAAAUUCCAAUUACAAGGUUAAAUAUGCUUUGCAUUUAGACUA
This is a messenger RNA of Glycine soja, 3084 nucleotides long. RefSeq names its product protein RRP6-like 2. The coding region runs from base 116 to 2785 and encodes 889 amino acids. Gene Ontology annotation, molecular function: 3'-5'-RNA exonuclease activity; nucleic acid binding; nucleotide binding. The transcript is spliced from 15 exons. Gene Ontology annotation, biological process: TRAMP-dependent tRNA surveillance pathway; nuclear polyadenylation-dependent rRNA catabolic process; nuclear polyadenylation-dependent CUT catabolic process. Lineage: Eukaryota; Viridiplantae; Streptophyta; Magnoliopsida; Fabales; Fabaceae. Gene Ontology annotation, cellular component: nucleolus; nuclear exosome (RNase complex). The record is from RefSeq and is a predicted model, not a curated record.